AGCUCCCGGCCCAGCGCUGCCGGCGGGGAAUAGACCAUGCCUGGGUCAGGCUGAACCGGCGCCGCCGACUCGUCAGCUCCUGCGAGGUCAAGUCCGAAGCGGGGGCUUGGUUCCAGGAGCCCCGGCGCGGAGUGGGCGCACCGUGCACCGAGCAUCGCGCAUGGACGCGCCGGGUGACCCCGAGGGCCCACGCCUCCCCGGAGGUGGUGGCCCUCCAGGAGCUACAAGAGAGACAUCCAGACAACUUUCAAGAGAACAGCUUUUUGUGCUGAUAUCGGCAGCUUCCAUAAACUUGGGUUCUAUGAUGUGCUAUUCUAUCCUUGGACCCUUUUUCCCCAAGGAGGCUGAAAAGAAAGGAGUCAGCAACACAGUUACCGGUAUGAUCUUUGGAUGUUACGCUUUGUUUGACUUGCUGGCAUCUUUGGUAUUUGGAAAAUAUCUUGUACAUAUUGGAGCAAAAUUUAUGUUUGUAGCAGGAAUGUUUGUCUCAGGAGGAGUUACAGUUCUCUUUGGUGUGUUGGACCAAGUUCCAGAAGGACCAAUGUUUAUUGCUAUGUGUUUUCUAGUGAGAAUAGCAGAUGCAGUCAGCUUUGCGGCCGCAAUAACUGCGUCUUUUUCUAUUCUUGCAAAGGCUUUUCCACACAACGUGGCCAUGGUGUUGGGAAGUCUUGAGCUUUUUUCUGGCUUGGGACUAGUGUUAGGGCCCCCUUUAGGUGGCUUCUUAUAUCAAUCCUUUGGCUACGAGAUGCCUUUUAUCCUUCUGGGAUGCAUAGUUCUGCUGAUGGUGCCACUCAACAUGUACAUUUUACCUAAUUAUGCUCCAUGGACAUCGCUGCCAGGGCCACCACGAGGGACAUGCCCGGUACAAGAGUCAGCACACUCAGGGAGGCACAAAGCGUGGUGGUGUCCUCAUCAGUUUGAUUUACCAGCUGGCUCCGUGGGGCUGGUAUUCCUGGGUUUGGCACUAUCCUACUCCAUUUCUUCACCGCUGUUUGGUUUACUAAGUGACAAAAUACCGCAUCUCAGGAAGUGGUUUCUGGUUUGGGGAAACAUAAUCACAGCAGGAUGCUACAUGCUCUUAGGACCUAUCCCAAUCUUGCACAUUCGGAGUCAACUCUGGCUGCUGGUGCUGAUAUUGGUCUUGAAUGGCAUCUCGGCUGGAAUGAGUAUAAUUCCAACCUUCCCGGAGAUUCUCAAUUGUGCAUAUGAAAAUGGAUUUGAAGAAGGAUUAAGUACCUUGGGACUUGUGUCGGGUCUCUUCGGUGCCAUGUGGUCAGUUGGUGCUUUUAUAGGACCCACCCUGGGUGGAUUUUUAUAUGAGAAAAUUGGUUUUGAAUGGGCAGCUGCUGUGCAAGGUCUUUGGGCUCUGACAAGUGGAUUAGUGAUGGGCUUGUUUUACCUGUGUGAGCACUCCCGGAGUAGAAGGUCUCCAUCCCAGAAUAUCCUCGGCACAGAAGAAGAACGAACUGCUCUCUUACCCGAUGACACCUAGCCUUAGGAAUCCGGGAUGGAUACCCUUGAGGAGACCCAUGCUCCUGGCCUUGAACAUCCAAGUUGAAAGGGUUUUCUUACUAGUUCAUAUCAAACUCCACAGACCCGAUACCAGCAUCCUGAAAGUCUCAACAUAUUUUUGGAUAAUCCUGUGUUGGGCUUUCCUGAAAAGCUGGUCAUAUGUGAAACAUUAAGUAUGAGAGGAACAGUUGAGAAUCAGCAGAAGUUUUUGUUUUUAGGUAAUCAAAUUUGUCCUUGAAGAGGUUACUGACUCCAGGUCUCCUGUUUCCUCUGUUUACUUUUUAUUCUAAAUGCGCUAAUUCUGUGAAUGUACCUUUUCUUUAUUAACAGGGAAAUAAAUUAAUUAAUUUUAUAUGCCUAAAAGUAAUAUAAAGAUUACUUAUAAUGUAGAGAAUAGAACAGUUACUGUGAAAUCAGUUUUUAAAAGGCAUGCUUUCUCUGGGGGCUAAGAUUCUUCUUCUGAAGGCAGCCUUCCUGCCUUUCAUGCAAAAGUUGUAUUUCCAGGCCCUCAGCUCUUCUAGAAGUUUUGUUUGUGUGAAAGUUACAAGAAUAACCGUACUUUAGAAUUUCACUUUUGUAACGUACUUUGGAUUAUGAUCUGGAUUUAUAAAAAAUGCUUAGUUUAAACAUUACUCAUUUGCCUUAAUGUCCCUAUUUCAGUUCUACUGUCUGGUUUUUGGUUUUUGUUUUUUUUCUAAAACCUACUUCUGGUAGAUGUAUCCCAUUCCCAAAGCAGAUAAGCCCAUAGGAUUGCUUAUUAUAUUUUAGGGAAGGUGUUUGUCUGACUUUGUGUAAAAUUCGUCCUGUUGCUUUAAGUGGGUGAAUCAAGUGGGUGAAUCUUUACUGUGUAAUCCUCAUACCUCCUGAUGUGUUUUCAUGGUGGUGUUGUAGCCACAUUUAAUCCCCUUUUUUUAAUAGAAGAAAUAUAUUGAUUCAAAAAUAUUUAUUGAAUGACUUCUCUAAACUGACAGUCUGUGACAUGCUAGGAAUUUAACCGUGAUCAAAAUAAACACAAUCUCUGCUUUUUGGAACUUACAUUCCGGUGGAACAGACAAACUAUAAAUAAAUACCAGGAUCUCCCA
Messenger RNA from Suricata suricatta (meerkat), 2594 nucleotides. It is a transcript of the gene SLC18B1, whose product is annotated as solute carrier family 18 member B1. Lineage: Eukaryota; Metazoa; Chordata; Mammalia; Carnivora; Herpestidae. The transcript is spliced from 14 exons. Gene Ontology annotation, molecular function: transmembrane transporter activity. Gene Ontology annotation, biological process: transmembrane transport. The coding region runs from base 161 to 1492 and encodes 443 amino acids. The record is from RefSeq and is a predicted model, not a curated record.